Prunus armeniaca (apricot) is the source of this 1386-nucleotide messenger RNA. The record is from the annotation of a GenBank genome assembly. NCBI's taxonomy places the organism in Eukaryota, Viridiplantae, Streptophyta, Magnoliopsida, Rosales, Rosaceae.
AUGGCGGCCAGGGCUUCAAGAAAAUUACUGAGAGACUUUUUGUUCAGAAGGGCAUGCACAACUCCUAUUGCAAGUGCAAGACACUGUUCUUCUGCUGCAGAAACUGCUCCAAAGAUUCCUCAUUUUUCGAAGAAAGGGAGGUUGUUGACAGGUACCUUCUUAGGCUUAGUUAUAGGCGGAGGAGCUUAUGUGAGCACUGUGGAUGAAGCAACUUUCUGUGGCUGGCUAUUCUCAGCUACAAAACUUGUGAAUCCAUUCUUCGCUCUUCUGGAUCCAGAGGUUGCUCACAGACUGGGUGUCUCAGCCGCAGCACGUGGCUGGGUUCCUAGAGAGAAGAGACCAGAUCCAUCAAAUUUAGGGCUAGAAGUUUGGGGAAGGAAGUUCUCCAACCCUGUAGGUCUUGCUGCUGGCUUUGAUAAGAAUGCUGAGGCUGUUGAUGGUUUACUUGGUUUAGGCUUUGGCUUUGUAGAGAUUGGCUCUGUAACCCCUGUUCCCCAAGAGGGCAAUCCAAAGCCUCGUAUCUUCAGAUUGCGUGAGGAAGGAGCUAUCAUCAAUCGAUGUGGCUUUAAUAGUGAAGGAAUUGUUGCUGUUGCAAAGCGGUUGGGUGCUCAGCACGGUAAGAGGAAGUUGGAUGAAACUACAAGCACUUCCUCUUCUUCAGGUGAAGAAGUCAAACCUGGAGGCAAAGCAGGCCCUGGAAUACUAGGGGUGAAUCUUGGGAAGAACAAGACAAGUGAAGAUGCUUCUUCAGAUUAUGUACAAGGGGUUCAUACAUUGUCCCAGUAUGCUGAUUACUUGGUGAUUAAUGUUUCAUCGCCCAACACCCCUGGGUUACGUAUGCUUCAGGGAAGAAAGCAGUUAAAGGACCUUGUGAAAAGGGUUCAAGCUGCUCGUGAUGAAAUGCAAUGGGGCGAAGAAGGCCCUCCUCCUUUGCUCGUGAAAAUUGCUCCAGAUUUGUCUAAAGAAGAUCUUGAAGAUAUUGCUGCAGUUGCCCUUGCCCUUCGCUUGGAUGGAUUGGUUAUAUCAAAUACCACUGUUUCAAGACCAGAUCCUGUUCGUACAAACCCAGUGGCUUCUGAAGCUGGUGGCUUGAGUGGAAAGCCACUCUUUAAUACCUCUACCAGUCUCUUAAAGGACAUGUACAUUUUGACGAGGGGAAAGGUUCCUUUAAUAGGGUGUGGGGGCAUUAGCAGUGGUGAGGAUGCUUACAAAAAGAUACGAGCUGGAGCAAGUCUUGUUCAGCUUUAUACAGCAUUUGCCUAUGGGGGACCUGCUCUCAUCCCCCAGAUAAAGGCUGAAUUGUCUGAGUGCUUGGAAAGGGAUGGUUUCAAGUCCGUUAGUGAAGCAGUUGGUGCAGAUUGCAGAGUGGCAACAGCAAAAGUAUAA